Messenger RNA from Rhodotorula toruloides NP11, 429 nucleotides. RefSeq names its product protein of unknown function DUF952. The transcript is spliced from 4 exons. The record is from RefSeq and is a predicted model, not a curated record. Bases 1 to 429 code for a protein of 142 amino acids. Lineage: Eukaryota; Fungi; Basidiomycota; Microbotryomycetes; Sporidiobolales; Sporidiobolaceae.
AUGUCUGAGAAGCAGCCAGCGCCGUCGACCGUCAACUACAUCUACAAGAUCGUCACCGCCUCGAGCGUAAACCCUCGCUAUACCUUUCCCCGGCCGAUUCCUGCUAGUCACGUCUUUGCGCUCUCCGAGCUGGAUGCCAAGGACGGCUUCAUCCACCUCUCCACCGCCGCCCAGCUCCCCGGCACCUUGAACCGCUUCUUCAAGGACGACCCGCAAGUCGUGCUGCUCAAGUGCGACUACAAGAGGCUGAGUGGGUGGAAGGUGGUCAAGUGGGAGCCGGCGUCGAAUGGCGAGAACUUCCCUCACCUGUAUGCGCAGCUGGAAGGCGAGAACGUCGAGUCGUUCAAAGACCUCGUGAAGGGACAGGGCGAGAUGAGCUGGGAUGCGGCGUUGCAAAGGGCGCGGCAGGAGGGGUGGUUGCAAGAUUAG